AUGUCAGUCGUCACUGGAUCCGACUUCCCGGGCUAUGAGCAACUGGGAAACAUUUUCAACAUCUCGGCAGCCGUUUCCAUUCCAGCGACUGUCCGUAUUGUCGCUACUUCUGGCCAAAUUGCCGACAACCACGACCCAAUGUGGGGAACCCAUGCGGAGCAAUUCGAAAAAUCAAUGGUCAACAUUGAGAGAUCUUUGGCGGCGGCCUCUCCACAUGUAACUGACCCACGACAACUGUGGGAGGGAGUUUUCUAUGUCACAUCGUUCCAUGUUGGCGUUUUGUCAAGGGAAGAACAACUACAGAUCGCCGAAAUUGCUAGAAAAUACUUCGGAAAAAACAAGCCUGCGUGGGCAGCUAUUUGUGUCAACGCUCUCUUCCCACCAGAGGCACUGGUGGAGAUCCAAGUUCAGGCAGCGUAUGGGGAUAAAUAA
Molecule: messenger RNA, 432 nt
Organism: Penicillium daleae
Lineage: Eukaryota; Fungi; Ascomycota; Eurotiomycetes; Eurotiales; Aspergillaceae
Exons: 1
Coding region: 1-432 (143 amino acids)
Source: RefSeq, a predicted model, not a curated record